GAAGGAGCUAUCGCAAAUUGAACUUUGAGCCUGCCCUGUUGGUCGCAUGGCACCUUCCUGCCUUUUCUGCUCGCUGCUCUUGCUGAGUCAAUAGCUUGAAAACUUUCUGACAAUCGUAAAUAAUUGGCAGGACAGUUCUUCAACCCUCCAUCCCUCAUCUUCACCAUCGCGCACGCCUUUUUACUAUCUCAAAACGCCUUCAAAACAAACUCAAACGCCUCUUCAUUUCAAAGAUACCGAAGAUGUCUGUCGUCUCUCUCAGAGCGGCGUUGAAGGUCAGCGGACUGGCCUGGCCUGGCCGUGACGCAGUUGGGACCACAAAGUCGAGAAGAUACUGGCGGAGUUGAGGGUGCCCGCGGGCAAAAAGCACAUGGUGAAAGCGAUCACCAAAAUGGUCGAGGAGGCGACCGAUUUCGCGCGCAGAUUGCACGACGAGCCGGAGGACCACUUUGGCUUCGUCGAGAUGUUCGGUGCCCACUCGCGCCUGGGGGUUGCGCUCGCUCGUGCGUCGCCUGCCGUUGUACAGGUGUUUGAGAACCUCUCCUUCGCGGUUGUGAUGGCUCGCCAUCGGUACUUGGAGGAUUGCUUCGAGUACGACAAGGAACCCGUCAAGGAGUUCCAGCUCUCUGCCCUGGACAAGGCCAUUGGCCAGUUCAAUGGGGCCGUGAGGGGCUUUUGGUCCAAUACCGAGCUGGAGCUGUACAUGAACGAGGCGGCGGACGAUGUCGAGAUCUUUGAGGAGGAAGAUGGCGCCACUACUGGCAGCCAGCAAGAUGUGGAGAUGGAGGACGUUCGUGCUGGUGUUGAGGGCAUGAUACUCAACAACACGCAGGAUGUGGAGAUGGGGGAUGUUAAUGCUGCUGGUGGUUCGUUUAGAGAUCGCAUUUGAUGACACAUGGUUCUUUCAGUUUCAGCAUUGGCAUUGUUUUGCUUGAUGGUCUCUUUUCGUUCAAGGCGUUCAUUCAGGUUCACAAUGGGCAGCAUAUUCUGGAGUUGAGGCAUGGCUUUCUCUGUCUUUGGCACCGGAUUGGUUGGCGCACUAGGGAUAGGAGCAUUGUUUCGUUGCUAUGAGUUUCAGGAGGCGUUGACUUCUCAGGCUAGCACAUCAAUCGAUUGCUGAUGCAGCCUUUACCUUGAUCCUUUUACUCGUCAAGCAAGUGAAAUCAUGUCGUGUCACCAACCCCU
Messenger RNA from Podospora pseudopauciseta, 1185 nucleotides. RefSeq lists its product as uncharacterized. The transcript has 3 exons. The coding region runs from base 371 to 889 and encodes 172 amino acids. NCBI's taxonomy places the organism in Eukaryota, Fungi, Ascomycota, Sordariomycetes, Sordariales, Podosporaceae. The record is from RefSeq and is a predicted model, not a curated record.